AAAAACAACUUGUGGUCCCAAAAAUCCGGAUUCCUACUGUCACAAAGAUAUGGUAGUACUGAUGACAUACAUAAGUCUUCCUAAUUGAUUAACAAACUUUUCGUCUACCAUGUGCUUCAAAUCAAGAGAUAAAAUCUGUUAAAAAGGGUCAGCUAUAAAGGUGUAUAUACAAAAGCCACACUGAAAAAUUACUAAGUCGCAUUCAAAGGAGGAAACAAAUAGUUUUAUUAUGGGUGUUGUUGAAUUUCUUAGACCCUUUGUUGAGACCAAAGCUUGGGAUUAUGUUGUUGUUUGGAAAUAUGGAAAUGAUCCAACUAGGUUUAUUGAGUGGUUAGGUUGUUGCUGCUGUGGUGGAAACAUUGAGAAAGUGAAGUUGAAAGAGGAAAUUUGUGAAGAAAAUAAUUUGGCUUCCAUUUGUAGGGAUACCCUUUUUCAUCAUCGAGUUAAAACCAAGACUUGUGAAGCUCUUGCCAAGCUUCCUUUUACAAUGUCUCUUUAUUCUAGUGUCCAUGCAGAGGUAGCAAUAUCACAACAACCAAGAUGGCUUAUCCAUGAGGACUCAGUUGGAACUCAAGUUUUAAUCCCUAUUAUUGGCGGUCUUGUUGAGCUUUUCACUGCAAAGCAUAUUCCCGAAGAUAUAAAUAUCAUGAAGUUCAUAUCAGCACACUGUUGUGUCUCUAUAAAGCAAGAAGCCAUAUCGGCACAUAGCUAUGCCAACACGAACUUCAAUUUUAGCAUGGAAGGACACUUUGGUGAAUCUAAUCCUUCAACUGAGCACUUAACAUUUGAUUCAAACUAUGGUUGCUUGAUUCCUCUUGAAUAUUUGAAUCAACCACUUAAAAGUCACAAACACAAUAAAAUUCCAGUGAAACGUUGUAGUUCGAGUGUCGAUUGUGGAAAUGGCGAAGAAAAUAAAGAAAAUAUUGUUAAGGAGCCUCGAGAGAAAGUGUAUCAUGCUAAAAAUCUUAUCACUGAGAGGAAUAGGAGGAACAGAAUAAAACAAGGGCUUUUUACUCUAAGGUCUCUAGUCCCGAAUAUAACCAAGAUGGACAGAGUAGCAAUUCUUGAGGAUGCGAUUGAAUAUAUAAUGGAAUUGCAGAGGCAAGAGACGGAACUUCAAGAAGAGGUCAAGGCUUUAGAAGUUGAGGACUGUGAGAAAGACAAAGAACUUGCAGAAGGAACCAGAAACCUACCUCUCAUUGAUCUUAAUCAAUGUUCGUCUGAUUCCACUAGAAAGACACAGAUGGAGUUGCAAGUAGAAGUGAAUCAUAUCGCCGGAAAAGAUUUCAUGAUUAAGUUGUGCUGUGAGCAGAAGCAAGGUGUGUUUUCAAGGUUGAUGAAAGCAAUAGAUUCAUAUGGACUGCAUGUGUUAAGUGCAAACAUGACCACAUUUGAUGGCAAAGUUCUGAACAUUCUUAUGGUUGAGGCAACUGCGCAGGAUAUUCAUCCGAAGAAACUUAGAGAGUAUUUGAUGCACCAAACAAGGUAAUGACAGACAAAGCAAUUAAGAAGUUGAGAAAAAUGAUGGUGUCGUUAUUAUCUAUAAACUCGUUCGCUGAAAAUUGGUUAUUAUCUGUAAAUAGAAACACCACAACUUCAUAGAAAAAGUUGGACUAAAACAUAAAUUGAAUAUUCAUUUUUUCUUGGAUU
This is a messenger RNA of Medicago truncatula (barrel medic), 1650 nucleotides long. RefSeq names its product transcription factor bHLH90. Lineage: Eukaryota; Viridiplantae; Streptophyta; Magnoliopsida; Fabales; Fabaceae. The record is from RefSeq and is a predicted model, not a curated record. The coding region runs from base 230 to 1489 and encodes 419 amino acids. Gene Ontology annotation, biological process: regulation of DNA-templated transcription. Gene Ontology annotation, cellular component: nucleus. Gene Ontology annotation, molecular function: sequence-specific DNA binding; protein dimerization activity; DNA-binding transcription factor activity. The transcript is spliced from 8 exons.